This is a messenger RNA of Drosophila persimilis, 1266 nucleotides long. RefSeq lists its product as uncharacterized. The record is from RefSeq and is a predicted model, not a curated record. The transcript is spliced from 2 exons. NCBI's taxonomy places the organism in Eukaryota, Metazoa, Arthropoda, Insecta, Diptera, Drosophilidae. The coding region runs from base 1 to 1266 and encodes 421 amino acids.
AUGUGGCACAAAGUGGAGUAUCAGCGACAGCGGAAGAGACCCACGCAUGUGGGCUAUCGAAUUUUCCUACAGUCCACCGCUUGGCUGCUCUACGGCAUCGCCUACGGCUGCAAUUUCUUCCGGGCAAAGUGGAACCCCUGCGCCGGACGCCUCGAGGAGCGACAGUACAAUCGGAUAGUUUACAAGCUGAUCAUUAUCCUGAAGAUAGUGCUCAUCGCGAGCCAAUAUCUGGUGUACUUUGUAAUGCUUCUGGCCGUCUACAUUCACUACUCGCUCGUGGAGAAGAGCAGUGCCCAGAACUUUGUGAUGGGCACCUUUUCACAGGGCAUCGAAUACAAUGUCUUUCGGCGACUGGUCAUCUUUUUGCACCUCAAACGGGACCGAAUAUUCGUGAGGCAGACGGUGAAUGAGAUCCUUCGGAUAUCGGAGGAGAUUGAGCAAAAGUUCGGCCUCAUCUACCACUGCGAUGCGAGUCUUUUGGGUGUGUAUUUCCUGAAGCUUUUCCUGCUCUACGUGCACAUCAGUUCGUACUUGUACAAGUCCUACUUUCUGCUCAUCAAUCUCCUCUAUUGGAUGCUCCUCGAGUACUGCUUCAUGGGCUGGUUCCUCUACCAGCAGCUGCUGCUCAAUUGGUACCGGAAUAUCACCACCUUCCUGCAGCGCUUCAUCGACGAUCACAAGGAUCGGCAGGGGAUCCUGGGCCGCUAUCAUCGGCGUCUGUUCUGGCUCUUUGAGCUCCAUCUGCGCAUCAAUAACCUCCAUCGGAGCAUCAACGACAGCCUCUCGUGGCUGUCCACCUCCAUCUAUCUGAUGAUCUUUGUCUGCAGCUUCCGACUGGAGCUGCUCAUCGAGUGCAUCAUGUUCGGUGAGGAUGAGCUCGAGAACAAGCUCUACAUCAUUGCCGACGGGUGUCUGGGUCCCGUUUUCAUACCCCUUCUGUAUGUCCUGCUCAUAGGACUCUGCACAGAUCGCUUGCGCGAUGCAGAGCUCGUGAUGCAGCAGCAGAUUGUCAUCAUUCACGGGCUGUACAUUCGGAAGGCCCCCUCUCGUACUCAGGCCAUAAAGCUCCUCUACAACGAGCACACAUCGCUGAUCAUCCAUCAGAAGCUGGAACCUCUGCAGAAUUUGAUUAUUUUGGGCACCACCUGCGAUCGAGGCUUCGCCUUUGAUUAUCUCUUGACGGCCAUCCUCACGGCUCUGUCUUUUAUCCAGUAUACCCUAUCGUGUGGUGACUAUCCCAUCAAUGAGUGUGCAACGCACAAGUAG